CUACGGUGCCUCCUCUACCGCAGCAGGCAUUCAACUUGUGAGGCAUUUUAAAAUAACCGCGAGGCGAAAUGGUUUUGUAUUGUACAGACACAGGGAAGAGACCUCCUGACUGGUCAUGGCAUCAAAUUAUAAACGGUGAUGAUUCAAGCGGCGGGCCUGCAUCAUCAUCGCAGCAGCCUUUGACGGUGACUCAGAGCGAGGCGGAAAAUGUGUAUAAAUGUAAUGGUUUAGAUUUGAUUCUCGACAUCGCACUGCACCGCUUGAUCACUUUUCCUGCUAAUUUUGGAAUCGAUCUCCAUCCACUGGCGGAAGCUGGACUUUUUUAUGAUCAAGUUAGAAAAACUAUCAAGUGCCACUUUUGCAAGUUUGAAGCCAAAAGUGCAGCGUGUUUUAAAGGCAAGAACGCGAGUGGAAUUUUAAAAAUGAAGCCGAAUUGUGUCAUCGGCCAAAAAUCUUCCAAAAACGUCCCAAUGGGGAACAUAAAUAGUGUUUUGAAUUACAAAUACGAAUCUCAUCGACUUUAUUCGCUGCUGAAAAAGAAGGACUGGAAAUUCGUGACGCCCGAAGAUUUGACGCGAUUGGGGUUUUACUACACCGGCCAAGAGGACAAUUGUCGCUGCAUUUACUGCAAUUUGGAGGUGCGCGGGUGGGAAGACGGAGACACGCCCGACGGCGAGCACAAACGGUGGAACCCAAACUGCCCUUUCAUGAAUAACCCUGAAGCCGUUGUCAAUAUAAAAAUUGGCCAAGAAUUAACUGAAAAAUAUUGCGACUCAGUUGGAAAAAAUAAAAUUGGAAUUGGAUCGAAUCCAUUCAAAUUUGAGUCGCUGGAAAAAUAUGGAAGCAACAUCAAAAUGAUAUCUGAUAAUCCUUUGGUCACAGCCCAUGAUUUGAAUAUUCACGAUUACACUUCACCGAAGCACCCUGAAAAAAUUUUCAAAUCAGAACGUCUAAAAACUUUUAAAAUUGGCCCAAAGGACUUUCCCAAACGCCGGAAGUUCUGGCAUAUUUGGGAUUUUAUUACACCGGCUCCGGCGACCGAGUUGUUUGUUUUCACUGCAACCUUGGCCUGAAGGACUGGGCGCCUGGCGAUGACCCUUUCAAGGAACACGCCAAGUGGAACUCAGGGUGCCAACACCUCAUCAUGCAAAAGGGCUCAGAAUUCAUUCGGCAAGCUCUUCACGGAAACAAAAAUCAAGAAAAUGAACAAGCGAUGGAGAUGUGCAGUUCUUUCUCUAAUAAACUUUGUUCAAAUU
This is a messenger RNA of Neocloeon triangulifer, 1256 nucleotides long. Its product is annotated as baculoviral IAP repeat-containing protein 2-like. Lineage: Eukaryota; Metazoa; Arthropoda; Insecta; Ephemeroptera; Baetidae. The coding region runs from base 69 to 1073 and encodes 334 amino acids. The record is from RefSeq and is a predicted model, not a curated record. The transcript has 2 exons. Gene Ontology annotation, cellular component: nucleus; cytoplasm.